UUCACUGGGAUUCAAGCUGUGCACAAAACAGAUCGCCGAUGUGAGAGAGUAGGGGGCUUCAGCGAAUAGGAGCAGCAGGAAUAACGAGGUCUGAUUGGCCUUCGGCUUCAGUACUGAGAAGCUUUUCCAGCCAAUCAAUUGUCCCCGCUCCUCAUUUUAGAUGCUCGACUCGCCAUGCUAUAUCUCGGUCAUUGAUUGAUGAUGCAACUAGCCAUACCUCUGUCUUACCUCAUGUCUGAUCCUCCACUUGGUCCACCUAGAGUGGCGAUUCCUCGUCUGGAGAGGCGUGGAGGUGAUUAUAGACCUGCUCCAACUCGUAACGCUACGAAAAGGGUGACCAAAGCAUGUGUUGAUUGCCGAACACGUAAGAUAAGAUGCAGUGGAGAGAUCCCAAAAUGCCAGAACUGCAUAACCCACGGCCUGAUUUGCACUUAUCCACAAGCUCGAACAGAUCGCCUUAAGAGUGCUACGAGUCAUGUCGCCCAGCUCGUCGAUCUUCUAAAGGAUUUGAGUGUGCAGGUCGAUGAAGAAGGACAGAAGAAGAUCGACCAGAUUAUGCUCUCGCUUGAAGGAAACUCUGCGACAGCGAGCACUAAACCCGUACUUUCGCAACAGCGGCCGAACAAGAGAUCGCGAUCAACUGCCGAAAGCCUCGAUGGAGAUUCCGAAGCCGACGUAUCAAGCUCAGUGGCAUCGAACGAUAAUCUAUAUUAUGUAGAUGAAGACCUCUUCCUUAACCGCGAAUCAAGAGCUACCGGCUUCAUCGGACAAAACUCUGUACUUCAAUGGUUUCGAAGUUUAAAGCUCGACAUUGGGAGGCUGGAGUCGACAGAUCCCACCAAUCGGACAUACAGCGACGCGAGUGGGCAAUCUCUGGGACGGGACACAUUUAUAGGGGACAUCUCGCGAGUCUCAAGCUCUACGUUCUAUCUUGAUAGUGACGAGGUUGAGUCAGACUCUAUGGCGGAUCCUUGGAUUCUCCCUGAACCUGAGAUAGCAGAGGCCUUAUUCCACACCUACUUGCAAACAGUACAUCCAUCGUUUCCUCUACUUCCUAGCACGUUCGAGGUAGACUUCCGUAAAUUUCACACCUCAGCCAUUCAGGGUCGUCGUUACCCGCUCACGGAUUGUUGGAAAGCUACAUUAAAUUUGGUGUUUGCGAUAGGCGCACAACACUCACAUCUGGCACAGUCACCAUGGCGUUCGGAGAAACUGGAUCAUGUAUCGUAUUCGACAAGAGCUGUGAGGCUUCUAUGUUUAGAUCGAAUGAUCACUGCUAUGAAAGCACCUUCUUUGGAGGCUAUCCAGGCAACAGGCUUGCUAUCCCUGUACUACCUGAUGACAGGACAGGUCAAUCGGGCUUGGAUGGUGAUUGGUGUGUCUCUUAGAUUCUCGCUUGGCGUUGGUUUACACCUGCGAAACGAUGAUACGUCAACCUCCAGCAACACCAAGAACGACAUGUCGCGCACUUGGUGGACCUUGAACUCGAUUGAAGUUCUUCUAUGUGUCAUGACGGGCCGACCUCGUGCGAUCUCGAGUGAACAAUGCACUGCUCCUCGGCCUUCUGUUAAUCUAGAUGUAUCAGUUCGCCAGGAUAGUACUGUUCUGCUCCAGGAUCAAAUCCAGGAUCAGACAUGGGAUAUACGAUCUCCAGCCAAAUCUGUUCUCCAAGAAACUAUUACCAGUAGUUUAUAUCGAGCAUCGUUCACAGCAACAUCAAUAGACCUCGAUAUCGUCAUUGAAGAUAUUAUAUCCUGUCUUUAUCCCUCCCACGAAUCGGGAAGAACUUGGAGAUCCGUCGAGAAAAAGAUUGAGGCUUCGUUAAACCAAUUGCAAAAUUGCAUCGCCGAGCCACUGCCUCAGGACUACCGGUCUCUGGCUCUCAUUGAUCCUAGCUUCCAGCGCGAACAAUUGUUGCUCAGCUUCCAGUAUCACAGCGUCAAACUCUUGAUCCAUCGCUCUUACUUAUCACGACUACAUUCGCGAAGUAAAGUAGAUGGUCACUCCACUGAAUCCGUGGAAAAGGCCCUCAAUACGUGUUUCGACGCCGCCGUUGCGUUGACGAAUCUCUUCCCCGACCAGCCGGACCUCACUUUCAUUUAUCAAAGAAGCCCAUGGUGGUGUAUUACCCACAUUGCCAUGCAGGCCACAGCAGUUUUCCUUCUCCAACUCUCUAUCGGUGGCGGUAAUACACCCCGGGACGAUACUGCCAGACAUGGCGUUAGGAAACUUCUUUCCUGGCUGAAGCACAUGGGCUCGAGCAAUGCUGUCGCGGAACGUGCUUUUGAGCUGGUAGUCGACAUCGUGGUAACGGGUGCAUCAACACUGAAAAUCGAAAUUUCUGACAUUAUUGACGGAGCCAAUUACGAUCAAUCACAGUCCUUCCACGUAAGCGGAUGGUCGAUGAACGAGGCAUUGCUAAUCUCUCCUGGAAUGAGCCCUUUGAAACCCGAAACGGCGCGGUCCGAUACAUAUCCCACUACUGCGGCAACUAUGAACGACCAUUACCCACCCAAUCUUUGGAACUCGCAUGACGUGCAAGGAACUUACAAUUUGCCCCCUAAUCAAUAUAAUAUGCCAGUAUCAACUGGGGGCGUGCCCCCAGUAUUCAGCAAUCCUUUCGCUCCCGACUACGGCAUUUUCAACACACCUGAGAAUUGGGGUUUCCAGGACGGUCAAACGAGGAACAGCAGUGCUUGA
This is a messenger RNA of Periconia digitata, 2700 nucleotides long. The record is from the annotation of a GenBank genome assembly. NCBI's taxonomy places the organism in Eukaryota, Fungi, Ascomycota, Dothideomycetes, Pleosporales, Periconiaceae.